Messenger RNA from Cygnus olor (mute swan), 1920 nucleotides. RefSeq names its product chromosome 4 C4orf17 homolog (gene C4H4orf17). The record is from RefSeq and is a predicted model, not a curated record. NCBI's taxonomy places the organism in Eukaryota, Metazoa, Chordata, Aves, Anseriformes, Anatidae.
GGAAACUAUUUAGCACUGCACUUUGUACUUCAGAAAAAUUCAUCCCUGAAAUCUUCUCCAAAAGUGUGAAUUUUCAUGAACACACAAAACCAAGGUCAGGUGAUUUUACAGUCCUGUGUGCAUCUAUUUCUUCAGCACCCACAUGCAGACAUUACUUCUCUACAUAAAUUAGUUCUUUCUGGUCAUUAAUAUUCCUCUCACAUUGAAGAGGAAGAGUGAUAAAAAUGUAAUGGAUGAACCGGUGGUACAAGAGCAUUUCUCUCAGCUCAUGAGAGGCAAGAGCUGUGGUGGCAUUGCUGCCAUGGUGUCACAAGGAACCGGGGGGAUUCUAGAGUCUCCAUCCAUCCAUCACCAGGCCCCUGCCCUCUGCAGGCUGCUCAGCAGAGCAAAGAAGCCAGGCUUCCACUUGCUCAGCUGAAAACCCCUGCCCAAGGGAACACACUACUGCCUGCUACGGAGGGACGUUUACCUGCUGUAGCUAAAAAAAGAAGGCACGCCAGCCUGGCAUCCUACUGAGAAGGAAGCCCUCUGCAGCACUGCUUCUCAGGUAGCUCGGCCUUUCCGUCCAUUAUACCACUGGGACUUCUGACACACUUUCCAGCAUUUGGCCUCAGCUGGAGAGCAGAAGAGCCAGCCUGCCCUGCAGGAAGACACUCUGCAGGAGAAUAAGGACGGUCACACGAUGAAUACCAACCUCAGGUUGGGGUGUGAACCCGAGUUCAACCACAACGUGCCAUGGAACCACCGCCGUUACUCGGACUCCAGCUGCGCAGGGGGAAAGUACUACUUCUCCAGGAACAUCCCCCACCCUCGGAUGGUCUGCCACAUCCCAGGCUUAAAUAAUGUUCCAGUCUGUAUUGUAAGAAACAGCUUUUUACAAGAACAAGCACAUGCUGACGUAACAGCCAUCCCCAAGCAAGAAGCCAAUCAAGAGCGUGUGCUAAGUGGGAACGCUGCGGGGAGCUCGCUUGCCAGCAGCUACCUUCCAAGGCUCGAGGCUCUCAUGCAAAGGGCGCCAGGCUCUUCACAGUUUGUGACACAAAACAGAGAAGGACUUGCAGAUGUUCCUAAAAGGACUCAAAGCAACCCUACUUCACCUGAAAAGCUUUUGAAAAAGCGAUGCCAAACCUCUGCACAACCUGCAGCUGUGCAGGGAGCCCACAAGUCUCUCACCCAGCCUUCCUCUCCGUUUGCCAACUUGACUCACAGUCCUUCAGUUCAGGAGAACGUGAAUUUCAUCCCAAGCUACCUGGAUCGGGAAAUAAAGGUGCUGGAAAAACUGAGCAAAGUUUUACAGACAGAUUCGCUUACAGAGAUCCAGAAAUGGCUCUUGAGGGCAAGCCUAAAAGAGAAAGACUUAAUGUCCAACCUGAUUUACUCAGAACUGGCUGACAAAGACGUGCUGAAUAAUCAGCCCCACGCCAUGAAGGAAGGCGCAGCAGAGAACACGAAUAUCCACUGUCUGCUAAAGCCUCACCCCCCUCCUUGGAGAGGUCCAGAAAGGGAAAUGAAUAACAGGCCUUCAACUAAAGAAUCAGAAGCAAGUCAAAACAUGAAGCAUGAAAAAGAUGCAGAACGUAUUAUAUUCUCAAGGCUGAGAAACAGAUGUCCAGCACACGCAGACACAUUGUCCCCAGGGAAGAACCUUGGCCAACAGAGAUGGAAAUGGAAACAGGAGAGAGUCCUGCUUUCACACCCCCCCAGACAACAGACGCCUCCCUUCCAGGGGAGUCCCACCUCCUCAUAGCCACUAAAGCAGCUGCUAGUCACCUUUACAUACAAAAAAGUAUACUUACAGAUACAAAGAUUAUAAGAGAUGUAAAGACAGCUGUUCAGACUCUUUUAAAAUAAUUUUCUGCUCAUUAAAUUUGAUCUUCAUAUGAUUCAACCAAACCAUUCUGCAUAAAUACAUGUGAAGUG